Messenger RNA from Uncinocarpus reesii 1704, 672 nucleotides. RefSeq lists its product as uncharacterized. Bases 1 to 672 code for a protein of 223 amino acids. The transcript has 4 exons. The record is from RefSeq and is a predicted model, not a curated record. NCBI's taxonomy places the organism in Eukaryota, Fungi, Ascomycota, Eurotiomycetes, Onygenales, Onygenaceae.
AUGACGUUUGGCAUCACCACCAACCUCCGCCUCGUGCGUUUUGUCCUGCGAAAUGCUGCCUGUGGCAGGCCUUCCACCAGAGUAGAGGUGAUAUAUUGUGGUCAGCAGACGACCACUUUUGCAUUUCUGAUUAUGGUCAAACUCCCAAGGCGGUGGAAAGUCAAGGCGGGCCAGUGGCUUAAUCUCUGGAUACCGACGGCCUCAAAGCCAAGCGGGGAUGAGUCGGUGCGAAGCCAGGGGAAACUGCUGAAACCGCGUACUCUAGCACGCCCUCCUAAAACAAGUGCACCGCAGCACUUGUCGCCAGAGGCUGGCACUGAGAGGGAAAAGGUACACGAGGUGCCAGUUGGCCCGCCUAAUCCGCCCGCAGUUGAGCGGCUAGCCAAGAAGGAUGCGCGAAACCGACAUCCAACCUUCUAUGACAAGAAUGGACGUUUGAUUGCGCCCGCGCAAUGCCUUGAUGCAGCGGUUGAGGAUGGCACCAACACUGUCUUUAUGGAAUUCAAGGCCAAACCCGAACGGGGCGGUCGCCGAAACGGGCGGCGGGCUGGUCUGGCUGUCCAACACCUGAUCAAUGACAAAUUCUCGUCGAAGAAUAGGUACCUGGUUUCCCGCCUCAUCUUUCCACCAGGCCCUUGCAAAACAUCGUCCUUGGACAAUCCGGGUAGCUGA